Messenger RNA from Hibiscus syriacus, 2767 nucleotides. Its product is annotated as sec1 family domain-containing protein MIP3. The coding region runs from base 137 to 2716 and encodes 859 amino acids. The record is from RefSeq and is a predicted model, not a curated record. Gene Ontology annotation, biological process: vesicle-mediated transport; intracellular protein transport. Lineage: Eukaryota; Viridiplantae; Streptophyta; Magnoliopsida; Malvales; Malvaceae. The transcript has 9 exons.
AGGAGAAGAAGGGUAGAAUCCGAGCUUGGAGAGGAGCUUAGGCCACUGGUAUGCUCUCAAAGAUCGAGCAUUUGUGCAACGUUUCAUUCGAGAUUCUGAUUUAUCUGACGGAUUUUCUCUUCUGGUUGAAGAUCUGAUGGCUUUUGUUGAUGUAACCAAAUCAUGCCUUGAUUCGAUUCGCCAAAUAUCAGAACACAUUGAAGAUGCAAUUGUUUACCUAGAUGCUGGAUGCACGGAAAGUUUCCAGCUCGUGGGAGCAUUUCCUAUAUUCCUGGACCUUGGAGUGCGUGCUGUUUGUAGCUUGGAAAACACGUAUUCUCUUGAUGUGGUAGCUGACUGGAAUGGAAAUUAUGACCCAGCAAAGAAAAUUGUAAUUAUGACUUCUCGUUUAUUAAGUGAUGCACACCGUUAUAUUCUACGUACUCUGAGCAUGCAUCAAGGAGUUUUGUUUUGUUCGAUAUUUACAUCUAUCUCAGAGGUAGCUCAUUCAGCAUAUCCUGAUUCACCUCUUGGACCUGAUGCAUUCCAUGAGUAUGAAUCCUUGCUUCUCCAAGAUUAUGAGGAGCUUAUUGAAAAUUCUGAUUUAAAGUCUGGACGUUCUGUUGAUAAUAAUACAAAAGAAAAUUUGACCUUUGAAGAUGAAGGAUGGUCCAGAGUCACCUCCACUGAAGAAGAUAUUCCUUCCCUUGAGGCUAGUUCCACUGGGAAAAAUCUAUAUGGGAAUAAUCCAAGACAGAAAAUGGUAGAUUUGGGGCCAAAACUGAUUGUUUCUGUCCAUCACUUCCCCAUGAUUUUAUGCCCCUUUUCACCUAAAGUGUUUGUCUUACCUUCUGAGGGAUCAAUUGCCGAAGCAUGCUUAUCCGCUGAGAACGAGGAUUCUCUCAGUGCUGGAUUGCCUUCCUUGAGUACCGGAUUGCCAUCAGAUGGUGAUGAGGUUCCUCCUGCUGCAACGCUUACUGCACAUUUUUUGUAUCAUUUGGUUGCCAAGAUGGAUUUGAAAAUGGAAAUUUUUUCUCUUGGUGAUUUGUCAAAAACUAUUGGGAAGAUUUUGACAGACAUGUCAAGUCUCUAUGAUGUAGGACGUCGAAAACGAACGGUGGGGUUAUUACUUAUUGAUCGUACUCUUGACCUUCUUACUCCAUGCUGUCAUGGAGAUUCACUUGUAGAUCGUAUCUUUUCUGCUUUGCCCCGUAAGGAAAGAAUAUCAUCUUCUACAAGUAUCAAAAGCUCACAGGCUCAACUUAUACCUGGAAGCCUAGAGCGUGCUUCCCUCGAGGUUCAGAUACCAAUUGGAGAAAUUUUAACUGAAGAAGAUCCCGAAAUUGAUGAUUCUGGUCUUUCAAAUAGAAUUGAAGCUUUUCUCUGUGGUUGGGAUUCCUAUAACUCUGCUCCUGAAAUGGUAGAUUUGAUUAAUCUUUGUAAAAAAGCUAGUGAUCAAAGGAUUUUUCCUGCUGAGCUACUACAGGGGUCCUUGGUUUCUACCGAAAGUUUCCGUGGAACACCAUAUCUGGAAGCCAUACUAGAUAGGAGGACAAAAGAUGGGGCUAUCCUGGUGAAGAAGUGGCUUCAGGAAACUCUUCGUCGAGAAAAUAUGAGCACUUAUGUGAAAACUCGCCCUGGUUUGGCUUCAAAAUCGGAAUUGAAAACCAUGAUUAAAGCAUUAGCUAAAAGGCCUUCGUCCUUAAUUAGAAACGGAGGAAUUAUUCAGUUAGCUACAGCUGCAUUAUCUGCCCUUGAUGAAUCAUGUAGUGUCAGAUGGGAUGCAUUUAUCAGCGCAGAGAAAAUAUUGAGCGUUAAUGCCGGGGACACGAGCCAGAGUCUGGCUGCUCAAAUAAGUGAUCUGAUCAAUAAGAGUGCUUUUGCAGGAUCAGAUGGCAAAAAAAAGGAACUCUCACAUGGGCUACUUUCUUUUCAAGAUGCUUUGCUCCUCACAAUUACUGGUUAUAUAUUGGCUGGUGAAAACUUCCCAACUUCUGGAUCCAGUGGCCCUUUUUCUUGGCAAGAGGAGCAUUUUCUUAAAGAAGCUAUUUUGGAUGCAAUACUUGAAAACCCAUCGGUGGCUAGGUUGAAGUUUCUUCAUGGUCUAACACCAGAACUUGAGGCCAAAUUAAACAAACCUAAAUCAGAUGUAACUAAAGAAACAUCAAUAGAUCAUUUAGACAUCGAUGAUUUUGACGAUGAACAAUGGGGCAAAUGGGGAGAUGAAGAUGAAGAGAAUGAUAAUAAAGAGCUGGAAUAUGAUGACAUGCAGCUUAAGUUGGAGUUGCGCGACCGAGUGGACACCCUUUUCAAAUAUCUUCACAAGUUUUCUAGUUUAAAGAGCAAGAAUAGACCUUUAAGAGAAGGACCAUUGGCUUCAGAAAGCAAUUUAACUGGCGAUCCUUACACAAAUAAAGGAUUACUUUAUAAGCUUCUAACAAAGAUUUUGGGCAAGUUUGAUGUGCCAGGAUUGGAGUACCAUUCCUCUACAGUAGGUCGACUGUUUAAAAGUGGGUUUGGAAGAUUUGGUCUUGGACAGGCAAACCCAAGUGUAGCAGACCAAAAUGUCAUUCUGGUUUUUGUUGUUGGAGGCAUUAAUGGUGUUGAGGUACAAGAAGCACACGAGGCAUUGUCAGAAAGCGGAAGACCCGAUAUCGAGUUAAUUCUGGGUGGAACCACUUUUCUAACUCCCGAUGACAUGCUUGAUUUGCUAUUGGGACAACCUAGUUACAUUUGACUUCUCUCUCUGUCUAACAUAAGCUAAAAGUUUUCAUGUUCCUUUCCCAUG